Molecule: messenger RNA, 378 nt
Organism: Aspergillus puulaauensis
Lineage: Eukaryota; Fungi; Ascomycota; Eurotiomycetes; Eurotiales; Aspergillaceae
Exons: 4
Coding region: 1-378 (125 amino acids)
Source: RefSeq, a predicted model, not a curated record
AUGAAGUUCGCAUCUGCCAUUGCCUCCAUGUUGUUUGAUGGAGCUGGAAUUACUCCAGUGGUCAUGGGCGAGGAGCAACCUGUCUUGACAGAGAUCAGCUUUAGUUUAGAUGACGGCGACCUUUUUACAAGAGGCCGGCCAGGCUACAACUCCUUCGAUCCGGGCGACCCUGAACCAAAGACCGUCAACGGAAUUCAGCUUUCCAAGGUCGACACAUCCGGAGAGGAUGUCGAGUGCAACUUUUGCACAGAGCCUGACUUUGGAGGUGACGAGAUUAUCACCGUUCGGACUUCGGACAGGUCUGGCUGGGAUGCGCCGACUGGAGAUGAUGCGGUGCAGGUGGGCAGCUGGGAGUGUCAUAUUGUCCAAAGUAUUUGA